AUGGAUGAGAUUGAUCACACACUUGGCCGAAUGCAUUUAAACAGCAAUAGUAGCAGCAACAACAGCACAACAUCGUCAGAGCCACUUGCACCAAGUCCUCGUGAAUGUCUUAUCCAAGCCAUUAGCAAGGUUAACGAUGAUUCCCUUCGUCAACAACUCAAAGUCGACUUGAAUCGGCUUCUCACAGACCAUGAUCGUUUGGUGACCAUGGUCCAACAACAUACGCAAACGCUCGAAAUUGAAAAUGAUCAACUCAAAGGUUCUCUCCGAGAUCAACAACAGCGAUAUGAAAAGGCGGUGCGAGAAAUGCAAUUUUUCAAGAAAAGAUUCGACGCUUUAAGCAAGGCACAACAACAACAACAACAACGUCAAUCCAUGAGCUCUGAUUCACCAAGCGAGGUUUCAUCAAGUGGAGGUAGUCAUAGCCAAGGACAGCUUCCACCACCACCAGCUCCAUUAAUAAAUGGAACAUCAACUGCUGCUGCACCACCUCCACCUCCACCUCCCAAUGCACCCUUACCAGCACCACCUCCACCACCAUCAUCUACAGGCGUUAAUUUCCCCUUGACACCUACAAGUCCGCAGCCAUCAAUGUCGAUUCAUUCCGCCGACCAUAAUCCACCCCUUCUUCGGCCAUCACGAUCUUCCUCAUCAUCCAAUACUUCAUCUCAUUUGCAACAUUACCAAGCCUAUUGGAACACGAGCAGCAAUACGCCACUAUCGGGUGCAUCAUUUACUUCCUCAUCUUCGAGCGGAUCAAUACGCCAUCAUCAUCACCAACCACCGCCUUUGCAUAGUUCCACAAGUCUGGAUCCUUCAUUUGAGUCACCACGUUACUUGAGACACAAUCCAUCCAUUUCAUCGGCAUCGACAUCUUCAGGCUAUCCUUUGAGCCCCACACAAUCUGUCAGCUCAACCACAACAACGACUACUUCAACAGCCAACCCCAUGAUUCUUCAACGACGUGUUGAUCCAUUGAUGUUUGGUGGUUCGGAUGCUUUAUGGGAUACCAUUGCCAAAAGUCAAGGAAGCGAUUUGACCGUAGAAAAGAUUAUUACCAACUUUUUGCGUCGUGGUGGAUCACCCAAUACAGCCAAACAAUCACCGUCCAACCAACAUGUCAAAUACGGAUAUGGUAUGAUCCAUGCCUUAAUUGUAACAAAGACACCAGGUGCUUUGGAUUUGUUGUUACAACAAGGAGCCAACCCCAAUGCAAUGACGCUUAGUGAUGAAGACAAGGACAAGGUAACCCCAUGCUACCUUGCUGCCAAAGUGGGAUGGUUGCCAGGACUACAACGACUUGUACAGGCGGGUGGUGAUCUUGUACAAGCACGUGGAGAGGGAUGCAACAAGACGGCUUUGCAUGUAGCUGCUGAGCAUGGUCAUUUGGCAGUCGUUGAGUUCAUUGUUGGAUAUACCGAAGGUGCAUUGAAUCAUCUUGUCGAUACCCAUCUUGGUGCUACAGCGUUACAUUAUGCAUGUCAUACUGCUCACGUUGAGCUGGUUACCUUCCUUGUACGUUCAUGUCAUAUUGGAGUGACGCAUGCUGAUCGUCGUGGUGAACAACCCAUCCAUUGGGCAGCACGUGCAGGUCGUCUCGAGAUUGUGGCCUUAUUGAUCGAACGCUUUGCCUGUGAUGUCAAUGCUUACAUCUCUAAACGUGUGCCUACCCCACUCGAAGUUGCCAAGUCCGCAGGUCAUAAACGUGUCGUCGAAUACCUCAAGAGUCAUGGUGGUCUCAGUAGCAAAAAGGUUGACAAGAAGCGUGAGGAGGAACGUUUAAAAAAGAGCUCUCCUACUUCACAUUUACAAUCCACACUCGCCAUGAAUGGACUUCUUGGUGGUGAUCUUUAA
Lichtheimia ornata is the source of this 1854-nucleotide messenger RNA. RefSeq lists its product as uncharacterized. Gene Ontology annotation, molecular function: protein binding. Bases 1 to 1854 code for a protein of 617 amino acids. NCBI's taxonomy places the organism in Eukaryota, Fungi, Mucoromycota, Mucoromycetes, Mucorales, Lichtheimiaceae. The record is from RefSeq and is a predicted model, not a curated record. The transcript has 2 exons.